AGACAGACAGACAGACAGACAGACAGACAGCGAGCGAGCGAGCGAGCGAGCGAGCGAGCGAGAGAGAGAGAGAGAGAGAGAGAGAGAGAGAGAGAGAGAGAGAGAGAGAGAGAGAGAGAGAGCGAGAGAGAGAACGAGAGAGCGAACGAGAGAGAGAAAGCGAUGAAUGAGGGGGAAUUCACUUAGGCGCUUUAAAUAACUUGUUGUGUUUGUUCUCAAUAUGCAAUUCAGGCUUCUCAUGCAAUUCAGGCACUUCAGACAGCAUCACUGCCCUACCGCUAACUGCUGUUUUUGGCUCCCCUGCACAGCCUGUGAUGUUGCACGAAAGCUGUGUAGUGGACGGCAGCGGAGGAAGUGACUGAUAUUCACAAAGGAGUCAGCGACGAAACAGCCCGCGCGCCUGCUCUUGCCGCAGCAAUGGAUGCGAUCGGUGUUUCCUAUACGAACCCGUUAGAUGACUACGAGCUAAUACGCCGAAUUGGGAGCGGCACAUACGGGGACGUCUUUAAGGCUCGGAACCUCCAGACGUCUGAGAUUUCUGCCAUCAAGGUGGUCAAACUGGACCCUGGUGAUGACAUCACAUGUAUCCAGCAGGAGAUUACCAUGAUGAGGGAAUGCUCACACAGAAACAUAGUAGCGUACUACGGCAGCUACAACAGGAACAACAAGCUAUGGAUCUGUAUGGAGUUCUGUGGAGGAGGAUCCCUGCAGGAUCUCUACAGAGUGACGGGCCCUCUGAAGGAGAGACAGAUAGCAUAUGUCUGCAGAGAGACGUUACAGGGACUGCAUCACCUGCACCAAGCUGGUAAAAUGCACAGAGAUAUAAAGGGAGCCAACAUCUUACUGACAGAGAGAGGAGACGUCAAACUGGCGGAUUUUGGCGUAGCGGCCGAGAUCAACGCCUCAGUGGCCAAAAGGAAAUCCUUCAUCGGCACCCCCUACUGGAUGGCGCCCGAGGUGGCAGCGGUGGAGAAGAAGGGCGGGUACGACCAGCUGUGUGACGUCUGGGCGUUGGGCAUUACGGCCAUCGAGCUGGCUGAGCUGCAGCCGCCCAUGUUCGACCUGCACCCCAUGAGGGCAUUGAUGUUGAUGUCGAAGAGCAACUUCCAGCCUCCCAAGCUGAAGGACAAGGCCAAGUGGUCGGCUGCCAUGCACAGUUUUGUGAAACUGUCUCUGACCAAGAACCCUCGCAAGAGACCCACAGCAGAGAAGAUGCUGCAGCAUGUAUUCGUGACCCAGCUGCUCACCAGGAACCUGGCCAUCGAGCUGCUGGACCAUGCAGGGAACGCUGACCUUCUGACCUCACAGACCAUGGACGAGUCUGACCUGGAGACCUGCAGUGCAUUCCCUGAUAAGAUCCAGUCAUUGGCGAGACACCAGCCUCCCCAGACGACACAGUCAGAGGAGGAGUUUGGUCAGGUGCUGUUCCCCUGUCCUCUGAGGAAGGAGGGAGAGCCUGAUCUGGGCAGCUAUGAGGACUGGUGUAUGGUUGAAGAGGAGAGCAGCUCUCUGGGUCUACUAGAGAGUGUGGAGGAGGCCCUUCAGGGCAGGAGUCUGACCAUGAAGAGAGCGCCCUCGGGUGGGGACUCUCCAGAGGAGGACUGGGGCGGCACAGUGAAGCGAAGCCCCGCCCCCUUGCUGUCAACCGUCCCUAUUUACCCCCCCGAAGGUUACCCAGGUUAUACAGACCCCUCCCCCUCCACUGGCCCCACCCCCUUCACUCCCACCAGCACAUCAACAGACCAAUCAAAAGCCUUGUCAUCAGACGCGGUACUCUUCAGCUCCUCCCUUUUCACUGAUGACUCCAUCUUCUCUGAGCUCACCCUGUCUGACUCCCCAGAAGAGGGCAACAGUGAGGCGCAGGGUCAGAAGGCGGAGGAGAGGCCCCGCCCCCUCCCACCCCCAGCGUGGACCCUGAGGAGGAACACUGAGGACACGGGGGAGGUUUGUCACGGACUUCCACCCACACCCAAAGUCCACAUGGGGGCGUGUUUCUCCAAAGUGUUCAACGGAUGUCCACUGACUGUCCACUGUGCGGCCACAUGGGUUCUACCCAAGACCAAAGACCAGCACCUGAUCCUGGGCACAGAGCAGGGCAUCUACACCCUGAACCUCAACGAGCUCCACGAGGACAGCAUGGAGAAGUUGGUGGCUCAGAGGUGUACGUGGUUGUAUGUGAUGAACAACGUCCUCAUGUCUGUCUCAGGUAAGUCUUCUCAGCUUUGCUCCCAGCGGCUCACCUCCCUCUUCGACCAGCGCAGAUGCAAGAGGCAAGGGCAGCUGUCAAUCAACGCUCACCGCCUAUCAGAGAGGAUAAACUCCAGGAAGUUCUCCAUAUCAGGGAAGGUUCCAGACACUAAGGGUUGUCGGCGCUGUGCUGUAGUGCGUAGCCCCUACACAGACAGUGUGUUCCUGUGUGCGCUGGUUCCUACAGGCCUGGUUCUGCUGCUCUGGUACGAACCCCUGCAGAAGUUCAUGCAGUUGAAGCACAUAACCAUCACCCUGCCAGAGUCUCCUCCUGUAUUUGAGCUGCUGGUCAGAGAGAGGGAGGAGCUUCCACAGCUUUGUGUGGGCGUGAGCAGACGCCAGUCACCCGACCGCAGCCAUGCCCCCGGACACAUCAGCUUUCACAUCAUCCCUCUGGAUGACUCUCCUCCGCUAACCCCGCCCCCAACAUGGCCACCGCUACAGGUGGUGCAGGUGACCCAGAGGGACAGGGACUCCAUCCUCAUCGUCCUGAAGGACUCGGUGGAGGUGGUGAACUUGGAGGGCAUGGCCAACCCAAGAAUGACCUCCAUGACCUUUGACUUCCCCAUCCAGACUCUAGUGUGUUUGCAGGACAGUGUUCUGGUUUUCUGGAGACAUGGCCUGAGGGGGAGGAGCCUGGACAGAGACGAGGUGACUCAGGACAUCACUGAUGAGAGCAGAGUGUUCAAGGUCCUGGGAGAUACCAGGGACAUCAUUCUCCAGAGCACCCCCACCGAGGACGCUUCCUCCCCCAGCAACCUGUACAUCCUGACUGGACACGAGAGCAGUUACUGACAGGGAUCCAGACCAUGACCAGGACCUAGGACAAAUACCAAGACCAGAAACAGUACCCAGACCAGUUCCAGACCCAGUUCUAGACCCAGUACCAAGACCAGACCCAGGACCAAGGCCAGAACCAGGACAAGAUGGCUGUCACUUCCACCCUGGUUUAUGAAUGCUUCUCAGCCAGGACUAUUAAAUGUUGCAGCUGUUUUUUGAAUCAAUUUGGGGAAAUAAACGUCUACAUUUAUUUAUUUAUUUUAUAAAUAAUCAUC
Osmerus eperlanus (European smelt) is the source of this 3302-nucleotide messenger RNA. Its product is annotated as mitogen-activated protein kinase kinase kinase kinase 2-like. The record is from RefSeq and is a predicted model, not a curated record. The transcript has 31 exons. Gene Ontology annotation, cellular component: cytoplasm. The coding region runs from base 418 to 3042 and encodes 874 amino acids. NCBI's taxonomy places the organism in Eukaryota, Metazoa, Chordata, Actinopteri, Osmeriformes, Osmeridae. Gene Ontology annotation, biological process: protein phosphorylation; intracellular signal transduction. Gene Ontology annotation, molecular function: ATP binding; MAP kinase kinase kinase kinase activity.